Mixia osmundae IAM 14324 is the source of this 710-nucleotide messenger RNA. RefSeq lists its product as uncharacterized. The transcript has a single exon. Lineage: Eukaryota; Fungi; Basidiomycota; Mixiomycetes; Mixiales; Mixiaceae. The coding region runs from base 134 to 574 and encodes 146 amino acids. The record is from RefSeq and is a predicted model, not a curated record.
CCUCAUCGCCCUAUCAGCCAAUCCUAUGAUCGCCACGUCCCUACACCGAGCAGGGAUCAGUAACAUCAGCAACACCGCUACAUCGCUACGAGGACGCGACAUUGCCUUUACGCCCCAAUAAUGGGAGCUUGCCAUGUGGUGUCACCGCAGCUGCCAGCCAAGCAGAGCGCUCAAUGAAUUCGAGCUCCGACAGUCCAACGCGAUGCCUUUCUCUGCAAAGAUCCUGCUCAGACCUCCCCUCUCGAUCACCGGCGACUGGACAGCUCAAGAGCUGGGCGAGCACAACUUUCCAGGUUCGGUCACAGUGAGCGAGCAGACAUCCUCAGGCGCUGUAGUGAACAUCAACAUCGACCUCUCCAACUUUGGCUCAACGGCCGAACGAGCGGCAUGGUCAGCGUGCUGUACUGCCUUGCCCACCGCGAUGAUCUCUCUUAACGCGAUCUCACAAGAAGCCGAAUUGUUGCAUGACAUGACGACUCUGCAGGCUCUCUGUCAGCUGCAUGUACGGGCCGGAUCGAAUCCUCGGUGUUGGCGGAGCGCUGCUCGGCGUAUCAGUCAUUACUCCACUAAAUGACAUGGUUAACGCCGCAUCUGAGCAUUCGCAAUACUUCAUAGCUCUGCAGGGAUUCCAAAUGACUUCAUUUGGCAGUCAGAUCAUCGUCGUGUGCAUGCAUCGAUCCGCGAUCAGACAUGAACUUGUCGUCAAGCCU